Cladophialophora carrionii CBS 160.54 is the source of this 882-nucleotide messenger RNA. RefSeq lists its product as uncharacterized. The transcript has a single exon. Gene Ontology annotation, cellular component: fungal-type cell wall. NCBI's taxonomy places the organism in Eukaryota, Fungi, Ascomycota, Eurotiomycetes, Chaetothyriales, Herpotrichiellaceae. Gene Ontology annotation, biological process: fungal-type cell wall polysaccharide metabolic process. The record is from RefSeq and is a predicted model, not a curated record. Bases 1 to 882 code for a protein of 293 amino acids.
AUGCAGAAGAAGGCCGGACCUCCACCCCCACCGCCGCCGCCCAAGCCCAAGUCGCUCUCGUCCAACACAGUUGUAACAUCAUCCGGGAUCAGUUCUCCGAGCGGUAAGCGCGGUCUCGGUUGGCCCUGGGACCAACCCAGCUCGCACUUUAAGCUGUAUGGGCCGCACGCCGCGGCCGGGCGAAUCUCGUGGCUCUUCAACUGGGAGUGCUGGAUCCCCGAUGCUGUGCCCGCGGGGGUUGAAUGGGUCCCUUGUGUCCGAACCGCGAGCAAUGCCCGCGAACAGCUGGAUCCCUUCUUGACGGACAUUGUGCAAAACCGCGGCAUCAAGACCAGUGCGCUGCUGGGGUUCAAUGAGCCCGAGAUCCCCGACCAGGCGAAUUUGGGUGUCGAAGAGGCCGUGCGGUUGUGGCGCGACGUCGUCGUGCCCGUCAAGCGGAAAUUGGGCUUGAGGCUCGGAAGUCCCGGCAUGAGCAGCGACGUGGGCAGGAGUAAGCCGUGGUUGGACGCGUUCCUGGCGCAGCUGCAGGGCGACGACGAGAUCGACUUCCUGGUCGUGCACUGGUAUGGGCCGCACUUCCGAGACAUGCGGGCGUUCCUGGAGGACAUGCACGGCACGUACAGGCUGCCGGUCUGGGUCAACGAGUUCGCGUGCUCGACGAUGGGCAACGGCGAGGCCACCGCAGAGGGGGUCGAGGCUUUCAUGAGGGAGGCAAUUCCUUGGCUUGACGGUUGCGCGUGGAUCGAGAGGUACGCUUACUUUGGGAACAAGGAUGUCGGGGCCUGGGUUGGCAGAGGGAAUAACUUUACAGAAGAGGGAGGCCCGGUCGAGACAGACGGGAAGAGAUUGACGCGGGUCGGCCAGCUCUACUGUGAGCUUUGA